AUGAAGUUUCAUCUUGCCACAGGCUUGGUGUUCUUCCUUGCGACCACCGACGCGGUUGGAGCUUCAAGCUGGUGGAGUAAAGCUGUAUACAAUAAAUGGCAUGAAACGGAACUUGAGCGCUGGCUCUCCGACCAUGACAUUCCUUACCCGACACCUGCCGACCGCAAAGACCUUGAGAAUUUGGUGAAGACCAACUGGGAAGUCAAGGUCCAAAAGCCCCUGGGCAGCGUUGCCGAGCAAAUCUCGGAUGAAGCUCACAACGCCAAAGAAUGGAUCUUCGAUACUUGGACCGAUUCUCAGCUCAAGUCAUUCCUCGAUUACCACGGCAUCCCUGCACCUCAACCCCGCAAGCGCGAUUCUCUUGUCAAAGCGGCCCGUGAGAACUAUGAUGCCAUUGCCAAAAAGACUGGCGAAGCUGCCUCAUAUCCCGGCAACUGGCUGUACGAACAAUGGUCUGACUCCGAUCUGAAGCAGUGGCUGGAUGAGCGCGGUUGGCCAGCUCCUCAGCCCACAACUCGCGAUAAGCUCAUUGCCUCGGUUCGCCGUAACUCGCGGAUUGCUAGCUUGCAGGCGCGCAGCAUUGCUGCCGAUGCUGUCGCUUCUGCUGAAGCCGCCAAAGAGUCGUUGAGCGAUGAGCUUUUCAACGCCUGGUCUGACUCCAAGCUGAAGGAGGUCCUUGACGAGCACAACGUUCAUGUGCCCCAGGGCUCUAAGCGCAAUGAGCUCAUCGCUCUUGCUCGCAAGCACCGUGCCUAUCUCUUCGACAAGGCCGCAAGUGCUACUGCUGCUGCCCAGGAUGCUUUCGGUGCUGCUACUACCAAGGCUGGAAACCAGUAUGCCCGUGCGACUGACGACGUCAAGCUCAAGGCGAACGACGGGUUCGACGCAGCGGUCAAUACUUGGUCUGACUCUCGCCUGAAGGCCUUCCUGGAUGCUCGUGGUGUGCCUGUCCCCCAGGCCUCUAAGCGGGACGAACUCAUCGCCAAGGUUCGCGCAAAUGCACACAAGGCUUCUAGUGGCUGGAAUGAGUACAACUUUGAUACUUGGGACAAGGAGCACCUAUUGAAAUACUUAUCUGCAGUGAACUCCAACGCCGCGAAGAAGGCCGAUGCGUCCCGCGAGGAACUGAUCAAACACGCAAAGGACUCUUACUCGAAGGCGUCCAAGGCAGGUGGUGAGCAGUAUGCAUCAGCCACCUCUGCCCUUUCGCAGGCCACAAGCUCAGCCAAGGACACUACUUUCAACGAGUGGUCAUCCUCUGACCUCAAGAAAUAUCUCGACUCGUACGGUAUCCCCGUAUACCAAGGAUCCAGCAUCAAUGAGCUUCGUGCUGCUGCCCGCCGCCAGGCAACCUACUUCAAGUACGGAACCAAUAACCCCCAGGACACAAUCUACGCCAAGCUUAUGGAUGCUGUUCACUGGGCUCUUGACCAGGUCAAGAUCGGUGCUGCCAACGGCCGCGCGCAAGGACAAGAAGCGGCUGAGAACGCUCGUGAGAAGGUUUCUGAGAAAGCUCAAAGCAUUCGUGGAGAGCUGUAA
Messenger RNA from Penicillium chermesinum, 1539 nucleotides. It is a transcript of the gene ish1, whose product is annotated as double-strand break repair enhancer MSC1. NCBI's taxonomy places the organism in Eukaryota, Fungi, Ascomycota, Eurotiomycetes, Eurotiales, Aspergillaceae. The record is from RefSeq and is a predicted model, not a curated record. The transcript has 5 exons. Bases 1 to 1539 code for a protein of 512 amino acids.